AUGGAGAGAGCACCGAUAAAGGGACCUCUGCGGUCGCACAUGAAAGAGAAGGUCCGUUCGUAUCUAUCUUCUAGAACUCUCACAGCAAUGCGAUCCUCCUCUGCGCACUCACGCUACCAACCACUUACCUUGCCACCCCUCAUCUCCUCACCCCCCCACCCACACCCCCACCCCCCCCCGCCGCAGCUGCGCGUCAUGUGUCUGCACCGCGUGCGCGCCAAUCGCGUCCGCCUGCUCUGGGACAUGCGCGCGUCUGCUUCCCCUUCCGCCUCCGUGCACCCUGCUGUCUCCUCCGCUCCCUCGCCCUCUUCCCUUGCCGCUCUCCACCCUCGCCUCUCCGUCCAAUUGCACCCAACCACAUCAGCAGCGCUCGUGUGCAUGGGCGCGCAGCAGCCGGGGGGAGCAGGUCGAGCGGAGUCGUGCUGGCAAGCAGACGCGCGAGUGCGCAGUGAGGGCGGUGAGCGCGAUGGGGGGAUGGAGCGCGGUGAGGAGGGUGAGCGCGGUAGGGAGGGUGAGAGCGAUGGGGGCGUGCGGGACGGCGAGCGCAUGGAGGGCGUGGCGAUGGCGAUGGGCGAGCGCUGGGCAGGGGAGGGGCACGCAGGCUCUGGCGGGGUUUCUGCUGGGCGGAACGAGGGGUCUAGGCGGAACGAGGGGUCGAGGGGGGCGCAGUUAGACUUGGCGCACGGGAUGGGCGCGGAGGGGCGAGGGGCGCGGCCAGAGCUGCGGAGAGUGCUGUUUGGGGAGCUGCAGCGGCUGCGGGGCGGAUGUGAUGAUGUCAGCCGUGAUGGUGGUGGUGGUGGCAUGGGGCACGCCACAGCGGUGGAGCACGAAACGGAGUUGCAUAAUGCGGUGGCAGGGAGGGGCGAGCACAAAGUCCGCCACCCCUCCCCUCGGGUAUGUGAUGCGGGGUGCCAUGGUGUGCUGCUGCUGGACAUGCAGACGGCGCUCUAUGAGCAUGAUGAUGCCCACCUGGAUCCGCCCCGCUGGGGCCAUUGGAGCAUGGAGGAGGAGGAGGCAUACCAGCAGGGCAUGGAGGAUGCUGAGAUCGUGGCGGCACUCGCUUAUCAGCAGCUUUCCUCCGUUUUGCCGUUCCCACUGACACAUCAUGGUUGCAGCAAGGGACAUGGCAGCAUGUGCACGCAGGUGUACCAGUCGCCUCACUCACUCUGCAUCUCCCACUGCCCGCACACCCCUGUGCAGGUGACAUUGGAGCAUCUGGCAGCGCGGCUGCAGGAGGUGACGUGGCAGCACGCCGUGGACUGCCCUGCGCUGCCCUCCUUCACGCUCCACAGGAGCCACAGCGUCACCGCCCUCCUCGCUCACUGCUCUGCAUGCUCCUUCUUUGAAUUAGUGCUGUAG
This is a messenger RNA of Closterium sp. Naga37s-1, 1359 nucleotides long. Lineage: Eukaryota; Viridiplantae; Streptophyta; Zygnematophyceae; Desmidiales; Closteriaceae. The record is from the annotation of a GenBank genome assembly.